UUCUGCAAUGACGGCUUCUGCCACAUGUGCGGCUACACGCGGGCAGAGAUCAUGCAGAAGCCGUGCACCUGCGACUUCCUGUACGGUCCACACACCACACGGCUGGCCAUCGCCCAGAUGGCGCAAGCACUGCUGGGCUCCGAGGAGAGGAAGGUGGAGAUCGCUCUCUACCGCAAGGAUGGUGGGUGUUUCCUCUGCCUGGUGGACGUGGUCCCGGUGAAGAAUGAGGAUGGGGUCGUGAUCAUGUUCAUCCUCAACUUUGAGGUUAUGGACGACAAGCAGGACCAAACUCUGGAUCAAAACCACAAGCUGCCCACACCCUGGCGUUCGUCUAGCCGGACGCGUGGUAUCCGUCUGCGCCUGCCCGUGCUGCGUUCCCUCAGUAACAGUAAGCAGUCUCUCCAGGGUGACCCCGAGGCCGGUCACGUGCCUCACCACCCGCCAGGUACCCCUCCUCGCCGCCGCACUAGUCGUGAGUCCGUGGCGCUCGGUGAGCUCCUGCCUGUACCCGAGAGGUCACGACCUUCGCUCACCCUUUGGCCCGAGGACCAGCGGACGCUGCUGGGCAGAGAUUCUAUCCCCACGCCGCCGCCGACGACGACGUCACAGCCGCUGGACCAGUCGUCGCCGCGGCAACAGCACCGCCUCAACCCGGACGCGUCCACGUCCAACUGCAGCCUGACGCAAAGCCGCUCGCGCGAGAGCUUCUACAGCAUGCGCCGCGCCUCGUCCGUCGACGACAUCGAGGCCAUGCGGCCCGACUGGGACAGGAAGUACCGCACCCGGGCCAGCUGCAGCAGCACAGGUGCGGUCAACAACAAGUCCAACAUCCUGAACUCUACCUCGGACUCUGACCUUAUGCGCUACCGCACCAUCAGCAAGAUCCCGCAGAUCACGCUGAACUUCGUGGACUUCACAGCCGACCCCCUCAUCACCCUGCCCACGGGCGAGAUGGACAUCAUUGCGCCCUGCAAGCUCAUUGACCGCACACACAAUGUCACUGAGAAAGUCACACAGGUGCUGUCGCUAGGCGCCGACGUGCUCCCGGAGUACAAGCUCCAGGCCCCCCGCAUCCACAGCUGGACGGUGCUCCACUACAGCCCCUUCAAGGCCGUCUGGGAUUGGCUGAUCCUGCUGCUCGUCAUCUACACGGCCAUUGUCACGCCCUACUCGGCCGCCUUCCUCCUCAACGACCAAGAGGAGCAGAAGAUCCAGUCGUGCGGCUACUCGUGCAGCCCCCUCAACGUCGUCGACCUCAUAGUGGACAUCAUGUUCAUCAUCGACAUCCUCAUCAACUUCCGCACCACCUAUGUCAACGCCAACGACGAGGUGGUCAGCCACCCUAUCAAGAUCGCCGUGCACUACUUCAAGGGCUGGUUCCUCAUCGACAUGGUGGCAGCCAUCCCCUUUGACCUGCUCAUCUACCGCAAUGGAGAGGAGACGACCACUCUGAUUGGCCUGCUGAAGACGGCCCGUCUGCUGCGAUUGGUGCGCGUGGCCCGUAAGCUUGACCGCUACUCGGAGUACGGCGCGGCCGUGCUCUUCCUGCUCAUGUGCACGUUCGCGCUCAUCGCCCACUGGCUGGCAUGCAUCUGGUACGCCAUCGGCAGCGUGGAGCGCGGUGGCUCCAUCGGCUGGCUGCACGCGCUCGGAGACCAGCUGGGCAAGCCCUACAACAGCUCCAUCAUGGGCUCGGGCCCCUCCGUCAAGGACAAGUACGUGACGGCACUCUACUUCACCUUCAGCAGCCUGACCAGCGUGGGCUUCGGCAACGUCUCGCCCAACACCAACUCCGAGAAGAUCUUCUCCAUCUGCGUCAUGCUCAUCGGCUCUCUGAUGUACGCCAGCAUCUUUGGGAACGUGUCGGCGAUCAUUCAGCGGCUCUACUCCGGCACGGCACGUUACCACACCCAGAUGCUGAGGGUCCGGGAGUUCAUCCGGUUCCACCAGAUCCCCAACCCGCUGCGGCAGAGGCUGGAGGAGUACUUCCAGCACGCCUGGUCCUAUACCAACGGCAUUGACAUGAAUGCGGGAAAUUCCGAUACCCUCGACAGGAACAAAUGGACUACUGAGUCUGUGGUCCCAGAUACAACAGUUGAGGUUCUAAAGGGGUUCCCAGAGUGUCUGCAGGCUGACAUCUGCCUGCAUCUGAACAGGACCCUGCUUCAGAACUGCAAGGCCUUUAAAGGCUCAACCAAAGGCUGUCUGCGCGCUCUGGCCAUGAAGUUUAAGACAACGCACGCACCGCCUGGUGACACGUUGGUCCACGCGGGGGACGUGCUGACCGCCAUCUACUUCAUCUCACGCGGCUCCAUCGAGAUACUGCGCGGAGACGUGGUGGUGGCCAUAUUAGGGAAGAACGACAUCUUUGGGGAGCCCAUUAACCUGUAUGCGCGUCCAGGUAAGUCCAAUGCGGACGUGCGGGCGCUGACCUACUGCGACCUGCACAAGAUUCUCAGGGAGGACGUCCUCGAGGUGCUGGACAUGUACCCCGAGUUCUCCGACCACUUCUGGAGCAACCUGGAGAUCACCUUCAACCUCAGAGAUACCAACAUGAUCCCAGGCUCUCCUAGUAGUGACGACUCUGAAUGUGUGGGAUUCAACCGACUGCGCAGACGCAAGCUGUCCUUCCGCAGACGCACCGAGAAAGAUGAAGCUGAUGCGGGGGAGGUCAAGAAAAGCCAAAAGCCCACUCGCAGGAACAGGAAGAGGGCAGCCAACAACCAAGGGGAGGGGCUUAAACCAGACAGGGAGGGGCACCGGAGUUCUGCCUCCUCCCACUCUAGUGGAGAUGAAGGGGAGGAGUCUCUCCACCCAGGGGCAAACCCUUCUCUCCCCUUAUUGGAGCUGUCCCAGCCUCAGGCCACACCCAGCACAUAUGACACGCCUGAGGCGGACGGAGAUCCCAAAACAGGAAACACCUGCAAUGCACUCUCAGGUGCAUUCUCAGGUGUGUCGAACAUCUUCAGUUUCUGGGGGGAGAGUCGGGGGUCUCGUCAGUACCAGGAGAUUCCCCGCACUAGUCUGCCAUCACCCCCGCCGCUCCACACCCCCAUGCAUAGCAUCAGCCGCCGCCAGCGCUCAGAGGUGGAGGGUCGUCUGGACCUGCUGCAGAAGCAGCUCAACAGGUUAGAGACGCGCAUGUCAACGGACAUCGGUGCGAUCAUGCAGCUGCUGCAGAGGCAGAUGGCUCUAGUGCCCCCGGCCUACAGCACCGUGUCCUCCCCCCCUCAGGGCUCCACCUACACCGGCCCCGUCGAGAGGCUCGUCCAGCCCGUCACACCACUCGAGUCCGAGACGCUAGCCUCGCUGUCACAGAUCUUGGACCAGCGGGACUUUGAGGAGUUCCCCGCUGCGGCCGCCCAGUCCUCCGAGUCCCUGAGGAGCACGGCGGACUUCCAGACGUGCAGCAGCACCCUGCUGCUCACCCCGACCGAGCCUCCUCCUCCUCCUGCCCCUCCUGCGCGGGGCAGCCUGGCCGGCCUCACCCUGCCCCUGCCCCUGCCCCGGCCACUGGAGCUGCCCCUGAGCCUGGACCCCCUCUCCCAGGCACAGGCCCCUCUGCUGGACCAAGAGGCCCAGAGGAGGCUGUCCCUGCCAGAGCCCCAGACGCCUCUGGACUCACGGACACCACAGCGGCACAGCUCCGACCCUGGGAGCUAGGGAGGCAGAGAACGAGGGAGGAGAGAGGGAAGAGAGGAAAGCAGAGGAUGGAGGAGUGAGAGGAGGGGAAGGGGGAUAUUAGAUCUGCCUCUCUCUCUCUCUUUCUUUUCUCUGUCCCUCUCACUUUCACUUUUACCUCUCCCUCUCUCCGUUUCUCUCUCCUCCUCUAUCUUUCACUGUCUUUGAUCUCUCUCUCUCUCCUCAUGGUUCCUGCUCCCUGUAACUUUGUCUUUGAAGAGAAGUAGUUGAAAAGUGAGACACAUGGUCCUCCCUGUUUCACUGGACACUCCACAUAUGGAGUGGACACUCCAAAGUCUCAAUCCAGAGUGUCAGAUAUGUGGUUGAAGACUGCUUUUGCAGUUUCUAGGCUGUUGAUCUGGAUCUGACUGUGUUUAAGGCACCGCUGAAGAAAAGCAUGAGAGAAAACAAUCUCGAGACAGCAGGAGAGACACAACUAUGCCAUCUAUACCUCUUAGACAGAAAGAGUGAGAGUAAGACAGAGAGAAAGAGAGAGACAGAGAGAGAAAGAGAGAGAGAGGGGUUUCUGAUACAGAACUGCUUCUCUCUUCAAACGUCCCUUUACUGCUGUGAAUCCAGUGUUGGAUUACCACAUGAAAAGAAUAAUAAUAAUAUAAGUAGCCAUUUUUUUUCUUGCACUGAAAUUUUUCAGAUUAUUCUAUAUAGUAACUCUAUAUUGACGUCCGCAGCGCUUCCGAACCUGGUUGGGACUGUAGUGUUAGCUGGCCUAACAACAAAACAACAACAACAACAGAUGGCGUCCUCUUCAAUUCUGUUCUGUCUCAUCAUUGGCCCAUUUCCUAAUGUCUUCUAUGUGGAGGCAACGCUCCAUGCUUCAAGAGCACACUGGAUUGGCUGGUUGACACCAGAGAGGGAGGGUCUUCUGAUGUUUGAAAGCCAUUCUGAACAUAUCAAAUUCAUGUGAGAUACGUUGUGUAGAUAGGCAGAGAACAAAGUGAGUGGACAAUAUGCAAGACAGAAACUGCUUGUGUUUGUUUGAGAUCAAAGGUAUGUGUUUCUUUAGGUCAUCUUGCGUCUUGACCCAGCAAUAUUCUGCAGUGAAAACAAAAUCACACCAAUAUUACACAGCUAUGUUUUUUAAAACAAAGCAAAUUUAUUUUCAAAAUUAUUAAACGGAUAUUUGAUGACUUUGAUUGGAUGAACCCUUCCCCACAUGAUCUCUCUGAGUGUUUCCAGACUAUAUUCUCUGUGUCUAGUUUGGCAGCAAGGUAACACACCAUCAGCUAAUCAAUGAUUUUUAGUUGCAGUCAUUUAUUAAUGAUUUAUAUCAUAGUCAUAGAUCAGUCAUAAAAUCCAUGUACUGUAUGUAGUCAAUGAAGAAACUUGGGAAGAGAUCUACUGAAAUUUCUGUGCUGGAACACUUCUCAAUAGCCCAUUAUUAAACAAUAACGCUGAAACAUACUUCAGUACGUGUACAGAAAUGUAAUGUAAAGCAUCCUAUUUUCAGUUUGUUUCAGUUUGUUACAUUUUGUUAAAUCCCAUUUGCACAAAGACAGCAAUCCAGUGACGGGGCCUGCACUGAAGGUUCAAAGACAACCAGUUUACUGUAUGACAGACAAGCAAAGAUUGUAUGACACUGUUGGUUUGUUUGAGCCAAGAGACUAUUUAUUUAUUAGACAUAGAAAGUUUUUUUUUUUUUUUUUUUUUGUAGGUUUCACAGAGUUGUAUUUUUAAUUUUGCAGAGAUCUAUUAAUGUUAUCUGUAAAUUAGUUGGUUGACUGGUGGCGGACAUUUGUGUGCUAACAUUGCCUCCUUCUUCUCAUCCCAUCUCUCUCUCAGAUUGUGUUUGUUUAUUUUUAACAGCUUUGGUACAUUUACAUGUAUGUACAGCACAGACUCCUCCAGUAACAGCAGGAAUUGCACUUCAAAACAUGUCUUUAUUAUUAUUAUUAUUAUUAUUAUUAUUAUUAUUAUUAUUAUUAUACAUUUGUUUAUUCAUUAUCAUGUGUGUAUUGGUUACUGUACAGUAUAUCUUAGUCUGAUUGCUAGACUGUUUGAAACUUAAUAUAUUUAUCUAUUUUAAUAAGACUCAUGCAUGUAAACUGUAAUUGCCAGACAUGCAAAAUGUCUCCUGUCUGUCAUCCACUCAUAAUCAGCCACUAGUUCACCUACAUUCGAACACAGCUUUAAACAUAGAGGAACACUGGAGCCAGAGAAUACAGCUUCCUACUGCCCAGUCUACGCACAGAGAGGCAGGGGAUGUGGGGGUGAAUUUGUGUUUGUUUGUUAGUUUUUUUACAUCUUAAAAAAGUCUGAGUGCUCUUGUCAUGUAAUCUAUGGUUUUGUCAUGAUUUGUAUGGUUUGAGUGAGCGGCGUUUUGAAGCUGGUAUUGGUGCACUUUAGGAGUACAGCCAAAGCUGUGGCCACCCAAACUGCGGCUCUGUUCUCCUGUGGUUCUGGCCGAGCUUGGAUCUCACCCGGGUUUGGUCUGACGCUGCGGUGGAUCCAGUCCAGAGCCAGCCACUAUCGUGGGAGGCUGAGUUGUUAUCUAUUUGGUUCUGGUACCAUGUGGUUCUUCUGGCACUGUGGUUCCGGUGUGUGUGUGUGUGUGUGUGUGUGUGUGUGUCUGUGUCUGUGCAUCUCUGUGUGUGUGUGUGAGUGUGAGAAUGUAUGCAGUGUAAUGUGGUGAGGAUUUUAGUGUUUUGUUUUUGAAAUACGUGAAAUGCGGCUCCUGGGGAGAUUCUCCUGUAAAUCCACUCAUCUAGUGGAGACUCAGCUCUGAGAUGGUCUUCCAUGGACACGGCUGUCUUUUAUUUUUGUUUAAUUAUUAUUUUGUUGUCUUCUCGAGAUUCUCUCGCCAGAAUAUGGCCCUGUGAAUAGUUUUAACUUAAAAAUUCUACAAUGUUCACUCAAUCUAAUAUGGACCUCUGCAUAACACAACAUAUCAACUGAUACUUCAUUUUUUAUAUAAAGUUCAAAAUAGUGAUACAGCAGGUUUCAUUAGAUUUACUUGACUGUGGCUGAGUUCCAAUCAUGAACUAGUCUGCAUUGUUUCUUAGGGAUGGCCAGAUCUUGUGCAUAGUGCAAAUUGCAUAGUGCAAAAUGCUUCUUCACUGUUAGCCGAUGUGGCAUUGCCUAGUGUGUGUAUUUCUCCUUAUCCACGCGGCCACUCUACCAUCUUGUCUGUGCUGAGUUUAAUGUUGUUAUUGUGCUCUAUGGGCAGGUGAGGUAGUGACUGCCACCUAGAAAAGUCAGGACAUUUGCCCACUCCCCCACCCCACCCAAGCCAGCUAUUCUGUGUGCUGUGGUCCACCUCAUAGAGCCCGUGAGAUGAUAAUACAUGAUGACAACUUUUUCAUCCAUGUUGCCAGGCAGUGUUGCUGAUUGAUGUAUGGACACUUUCUCAUUGCAUCAAGCAACAUUUUUUUUUUAUCUGGAGAACUUAAAUCAUCAGUUGGCAAUUAUUCAAUCAGAACACAAUAAACAGGUAAUUUGCCCUUCAGCAUUACCCAAAAAGUUGCAGUAGUAGUAGUAGUAGUAGUAGUUGUAGUAGCCCACAGCAGGCCUAUAGGGGUAUAGGUCAGGUUUAGUACUGUUUUAUAGCCUCUUAGGGGACUUUCAGAACACAUUGAUGCCAGGGAAAGCUCUGUGCCCAUCGGUAAUAGCAAUGCCCAUGAAGAUGGCUCAACUGGCAUGGUCGGGCACUGGAAUGCCCACGCAAUCACUGCUAGCGUCCUUCGUCCUGUCUGUUACAUGCGUGUUCAUGUUAACAUCACAUCAAGUCUCACGUGUGUACAUACUGUUUAGCAGUGCGGAUUUCUUUUUGUUUGUUUGUUUCGUUUUUUUGUUUACCCAAAUGGAUUGCUCUGUUCCCCUUGUACAUACUUUGUAAAGGAAUCACAUUUUUGGCACUCCUAUAGCCAGUACUAUGCAGAAAAUGUCAUUUCUUUGGCAUGCUUUGAAAUGCAGAAAAAAAUACUGUAGAAGAAAAAAGGUAUGUUUUAUUAAACUAUAAUAAUCAUGUGAACACCUACUAUGUUAAUAGCAAUGUUAAUAAUUAUAAUGGUAAUGAUGAAGAUGAUGAUGAUGACGAUGAUGAAGACAACUUUAACAUUGUGCACACUUUGUUUGCAUGCUGCACUGAGGUUCUUUGAGCAAUGAGACGAGAGACAGAGGCAGCUUAUUGGCUGCUGAACAGAGAAUGUGUAGACUGAUGCACUGUACUUUCAGGUCACCAAACAAUUGCUUCCUGUGGGGCUGUCAGACUACAGGAAAACUGGCAUGAGGUUUUGAGUCACACACUACUGUUAACACAUGCGCUGGCUGCUCUGACCACACUCUGUUGGGGGGUUGGUUUAUUUAUGGCCUGAAGAUUAAAACGUUGGCGUGAAUUCAUGUUGUCACAGCAUUCAUAUCAAACACUACCACAAGCUUGAGAAGAAUCCCCAGGUCUUGAUUGUGUGAUAGCAUUAUAAAUGACUGACUUUAUAAAGUUGAAAAUAUUUAUUUCAAUAAACCUCUUUGAAAGCAAAA
Alosa alosa (allis shad) is the source of this 8175-nucleotide messenger RNA. RefSeq names its product potassium voltage-gated channel, subfamily H (eag-related), member 2b (gene kcnh2b). Lineage: Eukaryota; Metazoa; Chordata; Actinopteri; Clupeiformes; Clupeidae. The record is from RefSeq and is a predicted model, not a curated record. The transcript has 15 exons. Gene Ontology annotation, cellular component: membrane. Gene Ontology annotation, biological process: regulation of ventricular cardiac muscle cell membrane repolarization; membrane repolarization during action potential; potassium ion transmembrane transport. The coding region runs from base 25 to 3663 and encodes 1212 amino acids. Gene Ontology annotation, molecular function: inward rectifier potassium channel activity.